CAAUAUUAUUAUCGAUUAUAACAUUGGUAAAUGGAUUACAAUCAACAAUGUCAUCAUCAAUGGAUGAUGAUAAUGAUUCAAUGACCGAUCAAAUGAAACAGAUGCGUCGUAAUGAAGUAUCAAAAGCAUUAUUAUUAUUGAAAAAACAUUCAAUUGUUGGUAGUAAUGCAAAAAUUGUAUUGAAAAAUAAUGGCCGUCAUUUAUUGGUUGAUCCAAGUGAACGAAUACGUAUUGUAUCAAGUCAUUUAUCAAAAAAAUCAACAUCAUCCACAACAUCAUCAAAAUCUAAAUCAUUAAAAUUGAAUAAAAAAGAUAAUAAUAGUAACAAAAGUGAAAAACAACGAAUGAAAAAAUCUAAUCGUAAUCAUCGAAAAUCUUCAUCAUCGUCAACCACAGCUUCCUCAUCAUCAUUAUCCAAUUCUAAGGAUCAAUUAAGCAAGGCUUCAAGAUCAAUACCAUCGAUUAGUGUUGAAAGUGUACAACGAAACAUAAUGAGACGAGCAUCAUCAAAAUCACCAACAGUAAUUGAUUCAUUAAUGGGACAACAUAUGUUAAAAGAUAUAACUGAAAUAAUAACAACAAUUAUACGUAAUAAACAGGCAAGUUCAUUAGUUGAAUUAAGUGAUUUGAUUACUGAAACAUUAAAUGAACGUUAUGGACCACAUUGGCAUACAAUAUCGGUAGCAAGUCCAAAAGAAUUUCCACAAUCAGAAUCAACAUCAUCAAAUCAUGAAAUAUUAUUAGAUACAAUAUUAUCAAAUCAUAAUCAAAUUGAUUCAUUAACACAUGUUGCCGUUGAUGAUCAUCAAAAAUCAGCUAUUUUUUAUGUUACAUUCGAUUUUGGACGUAUGUUACGGAUAUUUAUUUUCAAAUAAAUCGAUCAAUCAAAUCGAAUCAAUCGAACUGUGAAAUCACUUUGAAAUCAAUUUGAUAUAUU
This is a messenger RNA of Dermatophagoides pteronyssinus (European house dust mite), 937 nucleotides long. RefSeq lists its product as uncharacterized. The record is from RefSeq and is a predicted model, not a curated record. Gene Ontology annotation, biological process: microtubule-based process. Gene Ontology annotation, cellular component: dynein complex. Lineage: Eukaryota; Metazoa; Arthropoda; Arachnida; Sarcoptiformes; Pyroglyphidae.